CACAGUGAUAUGGUAUUGGACUGUUCAUCUCUAUUUUUUUUCCUUCUCUUUGGCAAUCCAUUUAUGUUUAUCUGAUUAUUAUUAGAAUCCAUCUGGGCUCUUCUUCAAUAAGUCUUUCAAAUCAUUCAUCUCCAAGAUUCGACCUUUCAUUCCUCUCUCUAACCCCGUUCAUUUGUCUUGCAGAUUACUUCUCUAUCCACUUUUUUCUUUCCGCAAUCACACUCCACGACAUCGAUUGUUGGUUUUCAGUUGCCAACGCCAGUCGCCGAUUGUCCACGGUAAAGGAUCGCCGCUGGUAAGUCCUCCUGCUCCGACCUAUCAUCCGUUAGAGACAUAUUGGGACGUUAGAGACCUAUCGUGACAAAAAUUUAUUUUCUGUUUCCUGGAUCAAUUGUGCAGUAGCUACUGUCACCUGCUUCUUGCCUCUCAAUAAUGUAUUGUUAUUUGUUAUUAUGCAAGUAAAAACAAAAGUUCAAAUGCUUAAAAAUACAAGUGACUAUUCUUUGAUGCCGAGGUUCCGACUCCCACCAAAAAUCAUCCAGCAAGAAAUGUAUCUGCCUCGAGUUCAGAGGCGCAAUGAGCUCAAUUGCCACCAAGGAGCAAACAGCCAGCGAAAGAUAGUGACAAAAAUGCCUUCACUGGUCAUCCAGAGAGAAAAUCGAUAUCUGCAGGUGGCCAACCGACCUAAAGUUGGGUCUGAGGAAUUGGCUCCAUCCGGUAAGUUAUCAAUGGGAUACAACCAAAAGCUUGAUAUCAAUAAUGGAAGUGGCUCCAUCAAGUAAGUUAUGAAGGGAUAAGUUGGUCUUUAGGUUUCUUCGAAAUCAUGCUUACGUAUCCUUCAUACUUGUUUGCAGUUGUUUGUUGUCCUAUUUCUUUUUAAUUAUGUUUAUUUUCCUUUGUCCUCGUGAAACGCACUUGAUUUUGGUCUUUAGACUAGAAGUUUGAGGGUUCAAAAUAAUUCCUCACUGGGACCUUUUGGUCUUUAGACUAAAAUUUUCCUUGAUUUCUGUUGAAACAUAUUUUGCACUUGUUGCUGCUGUAAAAUAUUUUGGAGCUUUCCAAUGCCAUCCAACAUUUUCUCUAUCUAUUGGUGUGUUGUGUAUAAUUUUGUUUUAUUUCAGUUUCACUGUAGAAGAAAUGUUAAGGAAUCUGCUUUUCUAUUGUUACAGAUGCAAGAUAAUUGGGGCCCAUGUUUCUGAAACUAAUUUGUAAGUACAAUUAUGUUGUUUGUGUACUCAAUGGCAAGGUAUUGUGACACUGAAAAACCGGAGGAAAUGAUAGCGUUACUCUUAGGUGCUACAUAUGCAAAAUGUGAUGUGUGGAAGGAGUUAGCGUCUUGCUUCUUGAGCCUUUGUCAGUUGACAGAAGAUAGAAUGUUGUUCGUGUAAAAUGUGAAUUUAAAAUGUAUAUUGGAAGAAUGUAUUGGAUUAC
Olea europaea var. sylvestris is the source of this 1431-nucleotide messenger RNA. RefSeq lists its product as uncharacterized. Bases 453 to 782 code for a protein of 109 amino acids. NCBI's taxonomy places the organism in Eukaryota, Viridiplantae, Streptophyta, Magnoliopsida, Lamiales, Oleaceae. The record is from RefSeq and is a predicted model, not a curated record. The transcript is spliced from 2 exons.